AUGGUGUCCGCGGACGUGGCCCGGAGCGUCGUCGGCAUCGUCGGCAACGUCAUCUCCUUCGGGCUCUUCCUGUCGCCGGUGCCGACGUUCUGGGGGAUCAUCAAGAAGAAGGACGUGGAGGAGUUCAGCCCGGUGCCGUACCUCGCCACCAUCUUCAACUGCAUGCUCUGGGUCUUCUACGGCCUCCCCUUGGUCCACCCCAACAGCACGCUCGUCAUCACCAUCAACGGCAUCGGCCUCGCCAUCGAGGCCGCCUACCUCGUCACCUUCUUGCUGUACGCGCCAAACAGGAAGCGCCUCUGGGUGCUCGCCGUGCUCGCCGCCGAGGCCGUCCUCAUGGCCGCCCUCGUGACCGGCGUGCUCCUCGGCGCCCACACGCACGACAGGAGAUCCAUGAUCGUCGGAAUCCUCUGCGUCAUCGCCAACACCUGCAUGUACUUAGCCCCGCUCAGCGUCAUGGGCAAAGUUAUCAAAACCAAGAGCGUCGAGUACAUGCCCUUCUACCUCUCCUUCGUCGGAUUGCUCAACGGAGGCUGCUGGACGGCCUACGCCCUCAUCAAGUUCGACCUCUACAUCACCAUCCCCAAUGGCCUCGGUGUGCUCUUCAGCAUCGCCCAGCUCAUCCUAUACGGAUGCUACUACAAGUCCACCCCAAAGAAGGCCAAGAACGUCGAGCUGCCAACCAUCGCCGACAAAACCCUCAGCACCAACGUCUCCAUCACCGUUCAUGAUGAGGAUGAUGAUGAUGAUGCUUAA
This is a messenger RNA of Lolium rigidum, 756 nucleotides long. Its product is annotated as bidirectional sugar transporter SWEET6a-like. Gene Ontology annotation, biological process: carbohydrate transport. The record is from RefSeq and is a predicted model, not a curated record. Bases 1 to 756 code for a protein of 251 amino acids. Gene Ontology annotation, molecular function: sugar transmembrane transporter activity. NCBI's taxonomy places the organism in Eukaryota, Viridiplantae, Streptophyta, Magnoliopsida, Poales, Poaceae. The transcript has a single exon. Gene Ontology annotation, cellular component: membrane.